UGUCUUACUCUUCUCUUUCCCAUUUUCAGAUCCAUUUCAUUCUUUCCCGUUUUCUUCAAACGGUUUCCGUCUCAUUCAUUCGUAACCGUAACGAUAACCGCCAUUUCAAUUUCUAGAUUAAAUGGCAGUUACAAGAUUCUCUGUUCUUCUUAUACUCAUUUCUUUGUUAGUCAACAUCGCUUCAUCCGCCGAUUCGCCGGCACCGGCGCCGCAUUCAUCCGUUAAAUCAUCUUCUCCUUCUCCAACUCCUGCUCCGAAUUCUUCUCCGAUAAGUUCACCGCCAGCUCCAACUCCAACUCCGGCGAACUCUCCUCAUUCCGAUUCGCCUCCAGCACCUUCACCGGAAAACUCUCCUUCUCCAUCUCCUUCUCCAGAUGAGGCGGAUGAUACAGGAGUUAGUCACACCGGCAUCGGAGAUGUGGACAAAAAAUCAUCCGGCGGAGGAACUAGUGCUGGCAAGAAAGCAGGGAUAGCGCUUGGAGUGAUCGCUGCUGUAGGUGUGGUUGCAGUUGGAGCGAUGGUGUAUAAGAAGCGCCGGCAAAACAUUCAGAGAUCUGAGUAUGGAUAUACAGCAAGGAGAGAACUCCUGUAGAAGCUUCAAUGGUUUUGCAUCUCUGAGUUUUUGCCGAAGGUGUAGUAAUUAGCAUAAUAGCAUUCGUAUACUAUUCUAGAAUCUAGAUUUAUUUUUUCCUUAAUUUGAUUAUUAUUGAUUAUUCGCAAUAAUCUCUGAAUGAUUUGAUACUGUUACAAUUUUAGGAAUUGCAAAUUUCUUUCCGUUCUCAAUCGUACUAGAUCUUGGAAAUUUAUCCGUUGUAGUCAUGAAUUUUAAUUG
Messenger RNA from Trifolium pratense (red clover), 832 nucleotides. Its product is annotated as early nodulin-20-like. NCBI's taxonomy places the organism in Eukaryota, Viridiplantae, Streptophyta, Magnoliopsida, Fabales, Fabaceae. The transcript is spliced from 2 exons. The record is from RefSeq and is a predicted model, not a curated record. The coding region runs from base 122 to 592 and encodes 156 amino acids.